AUGUCAGAAAUUGUUACUUUUGGAGCUGAGGGGAUACUGACGAAGGUGGCUUCACUUGCCCAACAAGAAUUCAAUCUUCUGCGGGGAUUCAAAGGAGAACUCACAAGGCUGCGUGAAUCAUUGUCCACGGUUCAAGCCAUGCUACGAGAUGCCGAAAAAUCACAAGUUCAGGCCGAGUCAGUCAAAAAGUGGGUGAAGGAGCUUGAAGACAUAGCUCAUGAUGCCGAUGAUGUGUUGGAUGAAUAUGAAUAUGAAGUUCUCCGGCGUAAGGUAGAAGUGCAAGACCAGAUGAAGAAAAAGGUACUCAAUUUCUUUUCACUCCACUACAAUCCCAUUGCAUUCCGUCACAAAAUGGCAGAUAAAAUCAAGAAAAUCAACUCAUCUUUAGUCAAUCUGAAGACUGAUGCAGCUAGUAUUGGUCUAGUUGCAAAUUCGACAUUCCAAGGUGGAAGCUCUCAUGAUGCAGGAGUUGACAGGGAAACCGUCUCCAGCUUUGCUCAAGACGAAAAGUACAUAAGGGUGAAGGUUGUGUCAGAGAUAGUAACAACCUUGAUCGACUCAAGCAAUACUCAAAAGAAUUCUCUCUCGGUUAAGCCCAUUGUAGGACUUGCGGGCUUGGGAAAAACAACUUUGGCUAAAUCUAUAUAUAAUCAUGAUGAGAUAGGCAGACAAUUCACUAUAAAAAUAUGGAUAUGCGUAUCUAUUCCUUUCGAAGUCAAUUCGAUUUUAAACAAGAUGUUGGUACAUUUUAAACAAGAAAAGGCUCAAGAGAAGGAAGCAGCACGCAAAAAUCUUCAAGAACAUCUGAAAGGAAAAAGAUAUUUGCUCGUACUCGAUGAUGUUUGGAACGAAGAUCCUGACAAAUGGAAUGAUUUGACGAAUUGUUUGUCAAGUGUUAAAGAUACCCAAGGAAGCAGCAUUCUUGUCACUACCCGUAGUGAGAAGGUUGCAAAAAUCGUGCAGACACUUCCUAUGUGUAAUUUGGGAAAACUAUCAGACGAUCAAUGUUGGCUCAUUUUAAAGAACAGAGCAUUUCUGGAUGACAGUGCUCCUUUGACUAAAGAUCAAGAGAGAAUUGGAAAGGACAUCGCCAGAAAGUGUGAAAAUAUUGUGUAA
Molecule: messenger RNA, 1116 nt
Organism: Prunus avium (sweet cherry)
Lineage: Eukaryota; Viridiplantae; Streptophyta; Magnoliopsida; Rosales; Rosaceae
Source: RefSeq, a predicted model, not a curated record